Messenger RNA from Amphiprion ocellaris (clown anemonefish), 3710 nucleotides. It is a transcript of the gene tlr21, whose product is annotated as toll-like receptor 21. Gene Ontology annotation, biological process: inflammatory response; immune response; toll-like receptor signaling pathway. Lineage: Eukaryota; Metazoa; Chordata; Actinopteri; Pomacentridae. Gene Ontology annotation, molecular function: protein binding; transmembrane signaling receptor activity. The record is from RefSeq and is a predicted model, not a curated record. Gene Ontology annotation, cellular component: membrane. The transcript is spliced from 2 exons. The coding region runs from base 396 to 3668 and encodes 1090 amino acids.
UGGCAACAUAUUUAGCAACUUUCCUGAUCUGACGAGAGCAUGAAACUAUGAGAAAGAUUAUUGAAUUUAUCACUGUUAUUCUCAAACAAUGUCUCAAGGAAAAGAACAAGCUUUUACAGCAUAAUACUUUCUUUUUGGAAUCUUAAACGCACAAUGGGAUAGAAAAACAAACACGGAUUAGUUCUGAAUUACCCUGUAUAUAAUAAUGUUGCCAUUCUAUGUGUGGUUACUUUUUCAUUUACAAAAUAAAGCCCAUUAAUGUAGCAGUAAAUUCCAAAUUAGCAGCUGUUUAUCCAACAAUGUCAACUGUUUCAUGGAAUGUUUUUAACAGUAUUGUGUCAACUAUAAUGAAAUAACACAAAUGUCAGGGGAAGGAGGAGGACCAUAAACGCAGAAUGAAAACGGAAAUGAAAACAUGGAAAAAGAGGAACCAAGUUAUCCUAGGUUGUACAAGGUUCAAAUUUCUUCUCAACUUCGAAGAUAAUGCAGAGUGCAUGCAAACACGACAAGAUCUCAGGAUUCGAGGAUGCUUUGAGACUAUUUCUGGAAAUUGGCGACACUGCAGUUUACUUCUGAUUCUUGUACUGCUUUCAAUUGACGAACAACCCAGAGAGUUUGCUAAGAGAUGUUUUCAGCAUAAUAGUCAAACAAGCCCAAUCAACAAAAACCCAGACGACAGUAAUUUAAAGGGCUGUUUCUCUGGAGUGCAACAAGACAAAAUGGCAACUCUCGUCCAUCAGCUGUUGUCAGCUGCAGUUGCUCUUGCUGUUGUUCAACUCAUCUGCAGUUACAGCUUUCACAACUGCAUUGAAGAUCCGUACUCAAACCGACAAAGUUUCCACUGCAUCCGUCGAACCCAGACAAACAUGAGUGCUUAUACAAAAGACCUGCUGCCGUCUGCUCUCAAUGUCACGAUCUCCAUUAGUCCUUUGUGGUACAUUCCCGACAACAGCUUUGCUCAUCUGUCAAACCUUCAGUACCUCAGUAUAGAUAAUACUCAGUUGAGGACCAUUGGUCAGUUAGCUUUCCAAAACCUGACUCAACUUAAGUCUCUAAAUUUGUCCUUUAACAACAUAUCAGAACUCAACUGUUCUCUGUUUAAGUACCUGCACAACCUCACUUUCCUUUCGCUGACACACAAUAAGUUAAAGCAGCUCCCCGAGGGCAUUUUCUCUACUGUUCUCAGUCUAGACACCUUAAUCAUGAGGCAAAACCUUCUGACAAAUUUCUCAGGGAUUGCUAAGUCUGUGUCACAUCUAACAAAACUGAAGAAAUUAGACCUUUGCUUUAACGAUUUCACUUCUCUCAGUCACUCAAAUGAGUCACUGCCCAAAAAUCUGAGUGUGCUCUAUAUAUGUAAAAAUGAUCUGUAUACAUUCGGAAGUAACCAUUCAUUUCUCAGGUAUAUUAAAGUGCUAGAUUUGUCAUACAAUUCUAGGCUUUCUACGCUGGCCUUUCACGGAGUGGAUUUGGGACAUAUAAGCUAUCUGCGUUUGCAAUCAACAAGUGUCAAGGUAGUAGAGUUUUUAAAAAUCAGUAAUGUCAAUGCAGGUCACGUUGAUUUCUCUGGCACGGGUCUAAAGAAUGACAGCAUGCUCAUUGAACUAUGCAAAAUGUUGAAGAGAAAGCAGAAAGAGAUUAAAAAUUUGAGGCUGGAAAAUAAUGGAAUUAAACAACUAACAAACAACACACUGUACUACUGUCCAAAAAUCACAGGGGCUUUGGAUCUAUCACGCAACAACCUGAAGAACAUAAGAUGUCUUGAAUUUCUCAAUAGACACAAACUAAUAAAUAGGUUUGAUGCAGAACAUAACCAUCUCACCUCCCUCCCAUCCUGUAAAACACAAAGUACAGUUCAUUUUAAAAAUCUGGAAGAACUGAGCUAUCGUUACAAUCGCAUCCUCGUAGUUAAAUAUUAUGCUUUCUAUCAUACACCAAAUAUCAAGACACUAAAACUCAACAUAAAUAAUAUUGCUUUUCUCCAUCAUCGUGCUCUCAAAGGCCUGAAAAAGCUUGAGACACUCCGUUUGGAUAAUAAUCUCUUAACUGAUUUGUUUAAUGACACAUUUGAAGACAAUUUCAACCUGCAAGUCCUUAACUUACGCAACAAUCGUAUUUCUGUUAUUUUCAACAGAACCUUCAGUAGCCUCAGAAAUUUAACUAUAUUGGACUUGGGAGGCAAUAAGAUUACUUCUUUUCAGCCAUCUGGCCUUGAUGGGUUAAAAAACCUAGCUAAACUCUAUCUAGAUGGAAACAACCUCAAACAGAUUGACGGUUCUCUCUAUCGUGGUUUUCAAGAUACACUCACCGUUCUGGACUUACAAAGAAAUCAGAUUCGCUUCCUCACCGAAAAUAUCAGUUCACCAUUUCUGAAUCUCAGUAAACUAAGUGACCUCAAACUGGAUGGGCAGAGACCUUAUGGCCUCACAGUCUUACCCCGAACUUUAUUCCGUGGCCUCCACUCACUGAAAUUUUUGUACCUUACCAACAAUAACAUCUUUUAUCUAUCUCCUGAUGUCUUUGAUGAUCUGACAGGCUUACAGUUCCUCACAUUGGAUAACUGCUGUGUUGGGGUUACACAACUGCAACCAGGUGUCUUUAAAAAUCUACAUAAUUUGACUAGAUUGAUUGUAGAAAAUAUGGGCAUUCAGAAUUUCUCAAAAGAGGUUUUUGGAAAUCUUACAAAGUUACAUACAUUGCAGCUCAACCGCAAUGUGAUGCAGAGCAUUCCUGUAGAUGCACUUGAGAGUCUACCUGAACUCCGCUACCUUGACAUACGUAAUAUGCCUUUAAGCUGCACGUGCAAGAACACCUUACUGCAAAACUACACACUGCAGAAUAAAAAUGUUCAGAUUGUUUAUCUAUACCAUCUGCCAUGCCAACACGAUGCUAAACAGAGAUUUUACAACUUUGCUACAAAUGUUUGUUACAUAGAUCUAGGGGAGUACCUGUUCUUUAGCACAGCAGCUGUGAUUUUCCUGUUUACUGUCACUCCUUUACUUUAUGUUAAACUCUACUGGAAAAUGAAGUACAGUUACUAUGUCUUCCAUUCCUGGUUUAGUGAGCAGUGGAGCAGACUCAGAGAGGAGGAGGAAAAAUGCAAAUACGAUGCAUUUAUUUCCUAUAAUUCUUUUGAUGAACAAUGGGUCAUGGACCAGUUGCUGCCCAAUCUGGAGGGAAAUGGGUCAUCUUUUAAACUGUGCCUACACCACCGGGACUUUGAGUUGGGCCGCUAUAUUGUGGAUAACAUCGUCUCUGCUGUGUAUAGCAGCCGUAAAACUAUCUGUGUGGUGAGCAGGAAAUUCCUACAAAGCGAGUGGUGUUCACUGGAAAUCCAACUGGCCAGCUACAGACUGUUUGAUGAGCACCGGGAUGUUCUACUGCUCGUGUUUCUGGAGCCAAUACCUGAGAGGCAGCUGUCAUCCUAUCACCGCAUGAGGAAAGUCAUGUUAAAGAAGACUUAUCUGCAGUGGCCUGGAUCUGACUGUACCGACCCGGUGCAAGCCCAAGACCUUUUCUGGAAUCAGUUACGGAGGGCAAUUAGCACAGGGAGCAGGGUGAAAACAGAAGAAAAUGAUGUAAGCGUAGGUUCUGUUGCUCCUGAAAGGGAAGAAACUGAACAUUCUGAGGAACACGCAGCAGAAGAAAACAGUUAUUUGCUACCUUAAUGAGACAGUGAUACUUUAAUUUGUGGUAUUAAUCAAAAUAAU